UGCACAAAACUGACACGAUUGUUAGAUGGACUCAGGUUUGUGGCUGCCUUGUGUUAGUCUCCACAUCCACCCAGUUUACGUCAGGAAGGGAAGCCAGUGUAUUUCCUCCCCUUCUUUAUCUAAAGGAAGUGCCAAAAUAAGCAUCGGGAGCGGAGCACCCAGGCUUGGACACCUUUCACACGGGCCACUCGAAGGGAGACGUUGAAGGAGUUCACGGCUGCAGAAUCACCAUGAAGACCGUCAGGGUUCUUGUCGUCCUUCUAGCAUUUGUCCAUGUCUCCACACCAGACUCACCAAAUGAUGAAGCGAAACAAACAUCACCAACAGUGUCAAGCAAAAACUCAACUACAGCAGUAAUGCCAAAGACAGCGGAAACAACAACAGCAGCAACAACAUCAGCAGUGACGACGACGACAACAACAACAACAACAACAACAGCAGGAACAACAACAACAGCAGGAACAACAACAACAGCAGGAACAACAACAGCAGCAGGAACAUCGUCACCUUCUAAAAACUUCACCGGAAACUCUGCAAACCGUUCGAUUGCAGGCCCUACUACUAAGACUGCUCCACCUUCAGCAGCACCAAACCAGUCUGUAGUCACUGCUUCACCCAUGACCAAGACAAGCAAUGAUACUCAAACGCUUAACGACACUGUGAUUGCAAAGUCUGGUGGUCAAAUGCCUUUACCUUUGGAUGACAUCGACUACCACGAAUCAGGCACAAGUACCCCGACCGCAGGUUCUCAGACCAGCGAUAAGAAGGAGGGCUCAGAUAAAAGGUGGUGGUGGAUUGUCUUGCCCGCCUUCCUGAUCGCAGCUGCUGCCGCCAUCGUCCUCAAAUUCAAAUCCAAGAAAGUCCACGAUCCCACAGAAACCAUUGACACCGGAACUGAGAACGCAUCUUUCCAGAGAGCUGAGAACAGCAAGGACGGAGUCAUGCUCCUCGGAGUGAAGUCAUCAGGCGCAGAAGAGAACGAUGCUGCCAGAUAAGAAGAGUCGCCACCGUCGUCCACACACUGAUGGUCUGAGAAAGCUGUUUUUAUGCUAGAUUUUCUUUUUUUUUUUUUUUCUUUUUAAGCGUUAAUUUUUGUUUUAAAAAGCAGCUUUCGAGUGUGAUUCUGUCUGCAGGGAGCAGUUUUAUUAAGUAAGGUGUGUGACUGUGAUGUUCAUUCAAGCAAACUUGAUCUCAGCGUUCAGGACUGCAAAGCUCAUGUAAGAAACUAACUCACUGCCUGUUACACGAUAACGGUGGCUUAUUAUUUAUACAGCCUUUAUCUACAGUCAGUGCAGAGUACUUGCCACAACCGUGUUUUCUGUGUAGUACACUGGCCAGACCCUUCACGUUACUUGUAUAAGAAACCGUUCACUUUAUAGCUCUAUAAUCACCCUUUGGUCACGUUGCCAUUUACUUGCCUUGACCUAUUUUGUAGAUAAUGAAAGUUUUGGAUUUAUUUGAGGUGCACUCCGUAUUUGUUGUUCAUAAGGUUCUAUCGCACAAGAAUUCUGAGCAUUCACCUGUUUGUGCGUGUAACUCAUCCCACGUGAGACAAAUGUAACGCCCACGCACACACACACACACACACGAAUAAAUCAGAUGCAGAGGGACAGUAUGGAUGUAAAAACACUGGAACUGCUGUAUGCUCUGUGGCUGGAAUUUGUAACCGUCGACCUCAGUUUCCUCAAUAAAUCACUAGAAAAUG
This is a messenger RNA of Archocentrus centrarchus (flier cichlid), 1705 nucleotides long. RefSeq names its product bypass of stop codon protein 1-like. Lineage: Eukaryota; Metazoa; Chordata; Actinopteri; Cichliformes; Cichlidae. The record is from RefSeq and is a predicted model, not a curated record. Bases 231 to 995 code for a protein of 254 amino acids. The transcript has 12 exons.